Molecule: messenger RNA, 1053 nt
Organism: Aspergillus wentii DTO 134E9
Lineage: Eukaryota; Fungi; Ascomycota; Eurotiomycetes; Eurotiales; Aspergillaceae
Exons: 3
Coding region: 1-1053 (350 amino acids)
Source: RefSeq, a predicted model, not a curated record
AUGUCCGCUCCCGUCUCCAACGGCAAAUUCUCCUUCUCCGUCGAUAGUUUCUACGUCGAAUCCUCCGGCCACAAGCUACACCGUCGCGCCCCGCUCCACGAGCUCACCCCCGACCCCGUCGGUCACUGGUACGAAGCCCAGCUUCUGCACUAUGGCCUGCCUCCGUCCAAGACUAAGGCGGUGGCCAAGAUGAGAUUACUGGAUGCGGUGCGGGGUGGCAAUCUCGUCGUGCCAAAGGAUAUCGCCAAGGGGGCGGCGGCCGGAGCGGGGGAGCAGAAGAAGACUCCUGCGUCGAGGAAGAGGCAGAAUGCUGAUGAUGCUGAUGCUGAUGCUGAUGCUGAUGCUGAUGGGGAUGCAGCUCAGGCUAAGGGGACGAAGAAGACUAAAGCUGCCGAGUCAAAGACAACCCCCGGGACUACCACUGCCACUGCCAAAUCUACCAAGCCUGCAGCACAGUCUGAGCCAAAAGCCAAGGCCGCAAAACCUGCCGAAUCCAAAGCCAAAAAGGCGGAUAAAGCGAGUACGGGAUCGACCGCUGCUAAGAAGACUCCGGCCAAGAAGACAGAUGAGCCUAGCAUGGCUCCUGCACGCGGGACCGGCCGUGGAGGAGCAUCAUCUGGACGCAGAAAAGCAGAGUCAGCCAAAGACAAAGACGAAGACGAAGAAAAGACGGGGGCGAGACCUCCACGGACGAAGCAGACAGCCCGUCGCUCUCGUCCGUUUACUCCUGCGUUUGUAGGCAGGCGCCCGAUGGCACCACCGGUCGAGGAAGAUCAUUACGACCCGAUGGACAUUGAUGAGCCUGAGUCUGAGUCCGAGCUUAAGUCUGAGGAUUCUCCCAGCGACCCGGACACACUAGCCCACGGAUCCCUUGGCCUGGUCAAUGGCGAAUAUGAGAUCUUCUCACAAGAUCUCAACGAGCGGGGUGAGUACCCUGAAGACGAGUUCAAUCUCAUCCCCAGCCUCGCGGGGAGCGAGAUGUGGGGGGCCUAUGACUUUGGGAUGUUCUCCGAGUGUGAGAAUGAGCAACGUAGGCGAUGGGGAGGCUGGUAG